AUGAACACGGAAUCCGGGGUCCAGGAGGACUCAACAAAACCAACAACACAGACCGCCAAUUCCAAGUCCAACGGUCCCACCAAACAUGUCACAAAAUUGUCCACGUCCUCUCCCGAGGCUAUUCGUGUUGCUGCCGAAAUUACCCCUACAAGGCUCGCCAAUCUCUUAAUUAAGAAAGGUCCCUUGCCCAUUCGGUUAAUCACGUCUCAGUUGGCCGUGGAAGUUCCCGGUUUCGAUCUCCUUUCGCUUUCCAAGCAGCGUAGACUUAUCAUGGCUGCUAUGGAAGCCGGCGAUGUGGAGAACAACGUUGUUUUUGAAAAAAUCGGCUGGGGCCAAUGGGCCGUGCGUCGGAAAGACUCAGACUACAUUGUUACUGAGGGCAGUGCUACCGACGAUAAAGCCAAGAUUAGCGUUCAGGAGCUUAAAGAGAAAGCCAAGCUUGGAUGGUCGAAAAAGAAGGAGCUGGUGCCUAGUACUCGCAGAGACUCAAUUUCCAAUGGCAAACACAACCUUCACAAUGUGAGUGUGCCGCUAGAUGCAGCGUUGGAGUCUGAGCUGGAGCUGGAGGACGAGAAUUCGCCAUUUUCCGAUGACGAGCUCCCCAGAAUGGCCCGUUUUGAUGUGGACGACAAUGCUAUUGCGGAGGAUUCGGAUGAAGACGAUAUGGAUACCGCCGAGGACGGGCUCUUCCAGUUUGACGACGAGUCAAAGGACAAGAAGCGGAAGAAGCUGCCUCCAGUGCUGUUUGCCAACAGGGUGCCUUUGAAAGUGCUGCCUCCUCCACAUCUCCAGGGUUCUCGCCGUAAACUGUCUGGAGCCAACUCGGUCACGAAAAACACCCACACGGGCUACUCAAACAGACACCAAUUGUUCAGCCGCCUGAGACUCAACUCCAUUGAGAAUUUGGACAAUUACAUUGUCUCUUCUGCUCGUGGUCUGCUGAUCCUGGUGUCUUCUCCUCCUCCUGCUUCCUCGGUCCUUUCAGUGUCGCCAAUUGGCUCGUGGCUGAACUCUAAUGGUCAUCUCCACCCUGGUGUGACCGUGUCGCCCGACAAUUUCGGCAAUAACAUUGGAGGCAGACGGAAGCUGAGUUUCAACGAGUCCAGUAUCCGCUCUACAUUGCUGUCGUCGCUCCCACGCAACGGUGCAAAUCCCAAACUGUCAAAGCAGGAUGCCUCUGAUACCGACGAGGAGGACUGGGCUACAAUUGGCGCUGAGUCUUUGCGCAAACACAGUGCUGGUUCGCUGACAACGCCUGGCAAAGAGGAUACCCUACGUAGCGACGAGAAACGGGCUGCCCGUGCGUUGGUCGAUUUGAUGUCGAUCUAG
Candidozyma duobushaemuli is the source of this 1329-nucleotide messenger RNA. It is a transcript of the gene STB3, whose product is annotated as Stb3p. Lineage: Eukaryota; Fungi; Ascomycota; Pichiomycetes; Serinales; Metschnikowiaceae. The transcript has a single exon. Gene Ontology annotation, biological process: positive regulation of transcription from RNA polymerase II promoter by glucose. The coding region runs from base 1 to 1329 and encodes 442 amino acids. Gene Ontology annotation, molecular function: sequence-specific DNA binding. Gene Ontology annotation, cellular component: nucleus. The record is from RefSeq and is a predicted model, not a curated record.